GCUCGCUUCUGGGCUUGGUUAGUGAUUUGCGCGUCGUCGUCGUUGCUAUGGCAGCAGGAGAGCUGUCACUGCUUCGAGAACAGCCGCCCUCAACCUGCACGAGUCUGCUCGGAGGUGUGACCUCAGGCGAACGAAGUUGUAAAGCAUAUGAGAGAGCCUCCGGGAGAGACGAUGAUUUUGAUGACAGCGACAAGUCUGAUGGCGCCGAGGGCCAGGCGGACAGUUGCGAACAUUCCUCCCACUCUGUCACCAGCCGUACCACAGAGGAUCUGGACAGCUCUGAACAGCUUCAUGACAGACUCACUUGUCAGUCGAUUGCUGAGCACGUCGACCCCGGUGCAUCGCGGGAACAGGAGAGAGCAGAAGAGGGCGGCGUCAUACAGAGCGAAGGAGACGUCUUGGAGUUGCUGUCUUCUCUGCUGCACGGUGAACAGACCUUGGAGCAUCUGGAAGUGUCAGAUUCACAGGCAGUCACCGUCGGCAACGUCACGUAUGUCUUGGGCGAUAUCAAGAUGAAGGAAGUGGUGCAGGAGAACACCCUUAAGCAGCAGAUUUUUGUGAAGAAGCGAGGGGAGUCUACCGACGAUCAGCUACAAGUGGUGAGCCGCAAGGAGUGGCUGGCGGAGCCUCCCUCGCAGCCAGUGGACGUGGUUGAGGGUCCCCUUAACCUGGUCAUCAUCAGUCAAAGGGAUUAG
Messenger RNA from Schistocerca americana (American grasshopper), 695 nucleotides. RefSeq lists its product as uncharacterized. NCBI's taxonomy places the organism in Eukaryota, Metazoa, Arthropoda, Insecta, Orthoptera, Acrididae. The transcript is spliced from 3 exons. The record is from RefSeq and is a predicted model, not a curated record. The coding region runs from base 48 to 695 and encodes 215 amino acids.